Microthlaspi erraticum is the source of this 654-nucleotide messenger RNA. Lineage: Eukaryota; Viridiplantae; Streptophyta; Magnoliopsida; Brassicales; Brassicaceae. The record is from the annotation of a GenBank genome assembly.
AUGGCGGCGCACAGAGCCGACGAGGACUACGAUUACCUCUUCAAGGUGGUGUUGAUUGGAGACUCCGGCGUCGGAAAAUCCAACCUCCUCUCUCGAUUCACGCGCAAUGAGUUCAGCCUCCAAUCUAAAUCCACGAUCGGCGUCGAAUUCGCCACCCGUAGCAUCCAUGUCGACGACAAGAUCGUCAAAGCCCAGAUUUGGGAUACCGCCGGCCAAGAGAGAUAUCAAGCAAUCACAAGUGCAUACUACAGAGGAGCCGUAGGAGCAUUGCUCGUCUACGAUGUCACAAGACACGUGACCUUCGAGAACGUCGAGAGAUGGUUAAAAGAGCUUAGAGAUCACACAGAUGCAAACAUCGUCAUCAUGUUCGUUGGGAACAAGGCAGAUCUCCGUCACCUACGAGCUGUAUCAACCGAAGACGCCAAGUCCUUUGCGGAGAGAGAGAACACUUUCUUCAUGGAGACAUCAGCUCUCGAAUCGCUGAACGUAGAGAACGCUUUCACUCAAGUGCUUUCUCAGAUUUACCGUGUGGUUAGCCGGAAAGCUCUUGAUCUAGGAGAUGAUCCGUCUGCUCUUCCUAAAGGACAGACCAUCAACGUCGGGUCCAAGGAUGAUGUCUCUGCCGUUAAAAAGGUAGGUUGUUGCUCAAAUUGA